AUGGAUCGUCAGCAGCAGCGAAGAAGAAGCAGACCCUGCAGCAGCAGCAGCAGCAGCAGCAGUUUCUGUGAGGCUCUGUUCAGCUCAGACGAGGACACAGCUCCUCUAGGUACGCUGCGGGAGCAGCAGCAGCAGCAGCAGCAGAAGCAGCAACACAAGCAGCAGCAGCAGCAGCAGCAGCAGCUGGCUGCAGCAGGAAGCAUUGCAGGCGGCAGGAAGCAGCGGCAUUCUUCUCAGUUGACUGCUGCAUCUGCUGCUUCGCAGAGCAGCAACAGCAGCAGCAGCAGCAACAGCAGCAGCAGCAGCAUACAGGGGUCUCGCCGUCGCCCAAGCAGCAGCAGCAGUGUCUGCAGCGGGAGGCAUUGCGGGCGGCAGGAAGCAGCGGCAUUCUUCUCAGUUGACUGCUGCAUCUGCUGCUUCACAGAGCAGCAACAGCAGCAGCAGCAGCAACAGCAGCAGCAGCAGCCUACAGGGGUCUCGCCGUCGCCCAAGCAGCAGCAGCAGCAGCAGCAGCAGCAGCAGCAGCAGAUGGGGGGGGUCAGCUGA
Molecule: messenger RNA, 546 nt
Organism: Eimeria mitis
Lineage: Eukaryota; Apicomplexa; Conoidasida; Eucoccidiorida; Eimeriidae
Exons: 2
Coding region: 1-546 (181 amino acids)
Source: RefSeq, a predicted model, not a curated record